Messenger RNA from Polyodon spathula (Mississippi paddlefish), 2712 nucleotides. Its product is annotated as prosaposin receptor GPR37-like. The record is from RefSeq and is a predicted model, not a curated record. Gene Ontology annotation, cellular component: plasma membrane; signaling receptor complex. The transcript has 2 exons. Gene Ontology annotation, biological process: positive regulation of MAPK cascade; adenylate cyclase-inhibiting G protein-coupled receptor signaling pathway. Lineage: Eukaryota; Metazoa; Chordata; Actinopteri; Acipenseriformes; Polyodontidae. Gene Ontology annotation, molecular function: G protein-coupled peptide receptor activity; prosaposin receptor activity. The coding region runs from base 542 to 2476 and encodes 644 amino acids.
UGCUGUGACAGAUCCGGGUUAGCCGCCAGGGGAACCCAUUUCUUAACAACAUCUCAUCGAGAUACACACAGAUCGCAGCCGCAGAGGGAGCAGGACACAUCUUUGUGCGCUUCAACGUUUAUUAAAUAAAUAUUCUCUGUCUGUUCUUUCACAACCGGUCUGUAGACACAAACUAUUUUCGCCGCACGUUCUGUGUAGUGUGGCGAUUAUCUAAUUGACGGACAAACUGUUUAAUCUAAAGAAAGGCACUUCACAAGGUAAAGAAACGAGAUUUUUUUUUUUUUUUCUAGGAAAUGACAACUGCGAUUUAAUUACACCUUAAGUGUUCAGAAAAUGGGCGCGUUAGGGACAGUUGUGUUUUGCUCAACAAUGUUACAGUAGGCUAUAUACAUCUGCACAUAAUUUGCUAAUGGUCAAAAUUAGAAACUGCAAUAAUGCACCUAUAGGCUUCUCUGAAGCUUUACUUUAAUGGGAGGGCGGUCUUGGAUUACUGUUUGUGCAAACCUUCAACUUCAGACACAUCUCAAACAGAGCUGUAAUCAUGCAGUCACUACGGCUAAACCGUCUUCUUAUUCUCGUGUGGAGUCUUGACGCUUUAGCAUAUCGACAUGACGAGAAAUUAAGAACGAUCAGUAGGAGCAAUGGUCAGACUCACCUUUCUGCAAGGUAUGUUGUAAAUUGUUCUAAUUCAGAAUUUCAUAGGAAAUGGCUGAUAAUAUAUGGGGAAAUAGCGAAGGACAUGAGACAUUUCAAAAGGCAUUCUACAGGUGGUUCUUUGAAGAUAAUACAAACACGGUUGAGAAAUAAUAAUGCCUCGUCGUUUGAAAGGACAUUGCAAAUGAAAUCCAAAGGUUUGACGAACAGCCGGGGAAAUGUGCAUUAUGACUCUGCUGCUAACAUCAUCAGAGCCUUCCCAGAGAAAUCGUCUGCAAAACUACACAGGGGACUUAAGUACCAUCGCAACGAAAAGUUAAAUUCCAACCUGACUGCCAUGGAAACACUAAGGGGAUACAAUUACUCGGAGCUUCAAUUUGAUUCAAAGGGGCGUGAAUUCGUGAUGCCAGCAGCGAGGAAUCAAAGACGAAAAAGAGGUGCCGCCAACACAGAAAAUGACAAGAAAAAAGGACAAAGCAGAAAGAAAAAGCCAAAGAAUAAUGGCCACGCAUCAACUCAUUUAAAUGGUUCUACUGAGAUAACCCCUACAUGGGAAAACCCCAAACCCCUACCACUUAACGACUCCUCUGAUUAUUCAAAUGACUAUACCAGAAGUGAUGGACUGUACACACUGCCAGAGGACAUGUCUGUAACCCCUCCGAUGCCGUUUAAUACACGAGGAAGGAAAAAUGAGCUGAAAAACCCGUUUUACCCAUUAACAGACGUAACUUAUGGAGCAUAUGCAAUCAUGUGUUUGUCUGUGAUUAUAUUUAGUGUUGGUAUAAUGGGGAACAUUGCAGUUAUGUGCAUAGUCUGCCACAACUACUACAUGAGGAGUAUUUCUAAUUCGCUUUUAGCCAACCUGGCGUUUUGGGAUUUUUUGAACAUCUUUUUUUGCUUGCCCCUUGUGAUAUUCCAUGAACUUACGAAGAAGUGGCUAUUGGGAGAGUUCUCAUGCAGAAUCAUACCAUACAUUGAGGUGGCCUCGCUUGGAGUUACUACUUUCACAUUGUGUGCUCUCUGCAUUGACCGAUUCCGUGCUGCAGCAAACGUGCAGAUGUACUACGAGAUGAUUGAGAACUGCACUUCCACCACAGCCAAGCUAGCGGUUAUCUGGAUUGGGGCCCUGCUGCUGGCCCUUCCUGAGGUGCUUCUUCGUCAGCUCGUCACAGAAGAGUCUGUAGCCACUAGUACUGCAGCCUCCAGCUCUGCCGCUGGGUCUGCCGCUGAGCGGUGUGUGGUUAAAAUCUCCCCUGAGCUUCCUGACACAAUCUAUGUUCUUGCAUUGACUUAUGAUGGUGCCAGGCUGUGGUGGUACUUUGGGUGCUAUUUUUGUUUACCAACACUCUUCACUAUUAGCAGCUCUCUUAUAACAGCAAGGAAAAUCCGAAAAGCAGAGAAAGCCUGUGUUAGAGGAAACAAGAAACAAAUUCAGCUGGAAAGUCAGAUGAACUGCACAGUGGUGGCCUUAACCAUUUUGUACGGCUUUUGUAUCAUUCCUGAAAAUAUAUGCAACAUUGUCACGGUCUACAUGUCCACAGGGGUCCCGAAACAGACUACAGACCUUCUUCAACUCAUUAGCCAGUUUCUUUUGUUUUUCAAGUCAGGCGUGACCCCGGUACUUCUCUUCUGCCUUUGCAAGCCUUUCAGCAGGGCCUUUGUGGACUGUUGCUGCUGCUGUUGUGAAGAAUGUGUCCAAAAGUCUUCAACUGUGACGAAUGAUGACAAUGACAAUGAGUACACUACAGAACUUGAACUGUCUCCUUUCAGCACAGUACGGCGCAAGACAUCUGUUUACACCUCUGUCGGUACUCAUUGCUGAACCGUAAAUACAGUUCCUUUACUAAAACACUGAAACAAUAACACCUACCUGUAUACACUGGAAAAUGCAUUCAUAAACCAUCUGUUUAAUACAAGAGUAUACUAAUUAUUUUUUAAUUCAUUUUUUCUUUAGUAGUCGCCAGUUUUAUAAUUUUCCCCCAAUUUAGAAUAGCCAAUUCUUUUUAGGCUCAGCUCACUGCUACCACCCCCUUGCUGACUCAGGAGUUGUGAAGACAG